Molecule: messenger RNA, 1452 nt
Organism: Ostreobium quekettii
Lineage: Eukaryota; Viridiplantae; Chlorophyta; Ulvophyceae; Bryopsidales; Ostreobiaceae
Source: the annotation of a GenBank genome assembly
AUGACGGAGGUGGCCGUGGAUGCCGUGGCCACGCCCGACUUCGCGGAGAGGGCGACGGAGCGCAAUGUCGUGUGGGCCAAGAUGCGCGGCUCCACUGAGUGGCCGGCUCAGGUGCUUUCAGAGGAGGCCGCCGAGACGUUUUUGCGGAACGCGCCCAGGAGGGGGACCCUGCGCGUGCCUGUGCAGUUCUUCGGGCCGGCGACAGGGGCCUUCCUCAACGGAAAGGACAUACACCCGUGGCAGGAGGGCCUGGACAGGAAGUGGCACAUGAAGGCCAACAAGAAGAAGAGGGCGCAAUGCGGCAUGGCGCAGGCGCUGGAGUACGUUCGUGAGAGCGUGAUGCCCAAGGGCUGGUGGACACGUUGGCAUGCCGUCCCAUGGGAUCCCAACUCUGGCAAGGAGGCUGCUGCCCUCGAGAGCGGCCAGCCCUCAGAACUUGGGGCGGACAACAAUUCGGGAUCGGGCCACUCGGGGCGGCGAGCACUGGAUGAUUUGGUGCCCCCGUCACCCGCCAGUGUGGGCGAUCGCGGCAGCGACUGGAACGAGGAAGAGGAAAUGAGAAAGAGGACGUCCGAGUACAUGCCCAUAGACAGGAACCACUGGACGAGCGCACCCAAACUGAAAAUGCUGAAGCUCAGCCAACAACGCAAGCGCAAGGGAGAUGUUGCGAUAUGCAGCUGCAGCCGAUCAGGUGACUGCUCAGAGAACUGCACAAAUAGGGCAACGAAGUUCAAAUGUGACCCUGAGAAUUGCCCUUGCGGAAACAGGUGUACAAACCUGCCGUUUGACUUCAUCGAACACAAGAAACUUGAGCCAUUCUUCACAAGAAACAGGGGAAUGGGUGUCAAGGCCAUGGAGCACAUCAGAGCUGGAGAGUUCGUUGUCGAGUAUGCAGGGGAGGUGAUCUCUGACGAGCAGCGCAAACGUCGCAUAGCAAAGGGUGGCAGCCUCUUGGCAGGGGCCUACACAAUGGCAUUAGACAAUGGACUUUAUGUCGAUGCGUACAGGAAGGGCAACAUAGCGAGGUUUGUGAACUCAUCCUGCUCACCCAAUUGUGUGGUGGAGAAAUGGACGGAUGCAGCUUCCGAAUUCAGUCGUUUAGGCAUUUUCGCCCAAACUGAUAUUGAUCCAGGCCAGGAGGUGACCUACACGUACAUGCUAGAUGCUCCAGAGGACAUGAGCGAGGAUGACAAGGAGAUGUUUGUUUGCAGAUGUGGGGCACCGAAUUGCAGGGGCACACUGGUUCGAAGGGUUAGCCGUCAUAGUAUUCACAACAGCAAUGGCCUCAACUCCACAGAAAUUGGAGACCAGAUUGGUGGACAAGGGGCAGCACCAGUUCAGGGUAAUCCACCCAAGAAAAGAGUGCGGGAAGAGUGUGCAGAGACAUGUUCUUAUGCUAGGGGCCGUGAAAAGGUGCCACCACUCCAUGACACACAGAGCGCUGCUCAAUAG